CAAUAGCUGUUAAUAAUAUUGAUAAUGAUCGAGUGAAAGAAGAAUGGAAUAAAGCUUUUAAACAAUGCGAUAAUAAAGACAUUAUUGAAAAUUUUAUAAAUCAAUUGAAUUCAUUCGAAA
Cetraspora pellucida is the source of this 120-nucleotide messenger RNA. The record is from the annotation of a GenBank genome assembly. Lineage: Eukaryota; Fungi; Glomeromycota; Glomeromycetes; Diversisporales; Gigasporaceae.